This is a messenger RNA of Quercus robur (English oak), 625 nucleotides long. RefSeq names its product non-specific lipid-transfer protein 1-like. Gene Ontology annotation, molecular function: lipid binding. NCBI's taxonomy places the organism in Eukaryota, Viridiplantae, Streptophyta, Magnoliopsida, Fagales, Fagaceae. The record is from RefSeq and is a predicted model, not a curated record. Gene Ontology annotation, biological process: lipid transport. Gene Ontology annotation, cellular component: membrane. Bases 96 to 452 code for a protein of 118 amino acids. The transcript has 2 exons.
CUCAGUAGCCAAAGUAAGUCACUCAAGCAAUCAAAUCAAAUAGCCAACUCCUUAUCUCAACUCUCCAAACACUACUCCCUCUCCUUAACUCAGUAAUGGCUAACUCCUUGGUCCUUAAGCUCACUUGCUUGGCACUCAUGUGCUUGGUGAUUGGUGCACCAGUUGCCCAAGCCGCAAUAUCAUGUGGCCAAGUCCAAAGCAGCCUCGUUGCUUGCAUUCCCUACCUGAGGAGUGGAGGGUCUCCCACACAGGCUUGCUGCAAUGGGGUUAAGUCCCUUAACAAUGCUGCUAAGACCACAGCUGACCGCCAGGCCGCUUGUGAGUGUUUGAAAACAGCUGCCGGUAGCAUCUCUGGACUUAGUCCUGCUAAUGCUGCUUCUCUCCCUGGCAAGUGUGGAGUCAAUGUUCCUUACAAGAUCAGCACCUCCACCAACUGCAAAAACGUGAAGUGAGAGGUCGAUGUUGGAGUAGCAGUUUUCAGCCGCAGAAUGUAAUAAACUAGCAUGAGAAAUAAAAUGGGGUUAGGCCCAUAUAUUGGGCUCCUCUUGUAAGGAGUCUUCUUGUUGUAGUUGUAUUUCCUCAUGUACUCAGCUAUAUCCUAUGAUAAGUAUGCGUUUGCGAAGCU